Molecule: messenger RNA, 2538 nt
Organism: Penicillium concentricum
Lineage: Eukaryota; Fungi; Ascomycota; Eurotiomycetes; Eurotiales; Aspergillaceae
Product: beta-glucosidase
Exons: 3
Coding region: 1-2538 (845 amino acids)
Biological process (GO): glucan catabolic process
Molecular function (GO): beta-glucosidase activity
Source: RefSeq, a predicted model, not a curated record
AUGACUCGACAAUUUACAAAUGCCGUGAAUGUUCAAAAAACGGUCCAUCCUGACUUUGACGUGGAGCAUGUCCUCGCUCUACUGAAUGUCGACGAGAAGAUAGCUCUGAUCUCCGGCAGCGACCCUUGGCACACUGCACCCAUACCUCGCCUUGGUAUCCCUUCGAUUCGUCUAACCGAUGGACCCAAUGGUGUGAGAGGAACCAAGUUUUUCAAUGGUGUUCCUGCGGCCUGCUUUCCAUGUGGAACCGGCAUUGCAGCUACCUGGGACACCGCACUAGUCCAGAAAGGUGGCGAGCUACAAGGCCAAGAGGCUAUUGCCAAAGGAGCAUCGGUUAUAUUGGGACCGACAACCAAUAUGCAGCGAUCUCCACUGGGCGGCAGAGGUUUCGAGUCUUUCAGUGAGGAUCCAGUUUUGGCUGGAAACAUGAGUGCUGCGACCAUUGCCGGUAUUCAGUCUACGGGAGUAGCGGCUACCCUCAAGCAUUUUGUUUGCAAUGACCAGGAGCAUGAGCGACAGUCUGUGGAUGCUCAGGUAUCGGAGCAGGCUUUGCGAGAGAUUUAUCUUAUGCCAUUCCAAAUCGCGCAAAGAGACGCAAAGCCGAUGUGUUACAUGACAGCGUACAACAAAAUCAACGGAACACAUGCAAGUGAGAGCAAGGUUCUCAUUAAUGACAUUUUGCGGAAGGAAUGGGGUUUCGACGGAAUGGUGAUGUCUGAUUGGUUUGGAGUUUAUUCCACUGCCGAGUCAAUCCAAGCAGGCCUUGACUUGGAGAUGCCAGGACCAUCAUACAUGCGUGGUACACUAGUGAAGCAAGCUCUGGGAUGUGGUAAACUACUACCCUUUGAGCUUGACCUAUGUGUGAGAGAAGUGUUGAAGCUUGUGAAGAAAGUGAUCCCUCUUGGCAUUCCAGAAAAUGCGGAAGAAUUGACUGCGGAUACCCCCGAGACAUCAUCGUUGCUUCGCUCUCUGGCCUCGUCAAGUCUGGUGUUGCUCAAGAAUGAACACGAUAUUCUGCCAUUCAAGAAGAACAAGACAACCGCUGUUAUCGGUCCAAACGCCGAUUUUGCGGCAUAUUGCGGCGGUGGCUCCGCAUCACUCAAGCCAUAUUAUGCGACCACUCCUCUCGAUGGACUGAGAGCACAAGUCCCAGAUAUUCAAUAUGCACUGGGGGCCCCGGGUUGGAAGAAAAUGCCUCUUCUAUCUCGGUUGACCAAAGCAAGCAACGGUCUAGAAGGAUUUGACAUGAAAGUCUAUCUCGAACCAGCGUCAAACAAGGAUCGUGAAAUGGUCGACUUGCUAUAUGUCGACACAGCAGACAUUUUCCUCGCAGAUUACUCGCACCCAAAAAUCGAGAGCAAUCUGUUCUACCUGGAGCUUGAUGGCACACUCACACCAGAAGAGACUUCAGAGUAUGAAUUUAGUCUUUCGGUAUCGGGGACUGGCAAAGUGAUGGUCGAUGGUCAGUGUGUCAUCGACAACGAAACUGUGCAGACCCCCGGAGAUAGCUUCUUUGGCUCCGGAACAAUCGAAGAAAUUGGAACUAUUAAAUUGGAGAAGGGAAAGACGUACAAAAUUCAAAUCACUUUUGGUACACUGCCAACCAGAACUUUCAACGUUGCAGGGGCCACUUCCUUUGGCGCCGGUGGUCUUCGAGCUGGUGGUGUUCCAAAGAUCGAGAUCGAGAGCGAAAUCCAAAAAGCAGUCACAUUGGCCAAGACGGUCGAUCAGGUCAUCCUCUGCGCCGGACUCAAUGGCGAUUGGGAAAGUGAGGGCUAUGAUCGGGCUACCAUGGAUCUACCCCCGGGGACUGACGAGCUCAUUGCUGCGGUGGUAGCGGCAAAUCCCAACACAGCUGUCAUCAUACAGUCGGGGACUCCCGUGACCAUGCCAUGGCUCAAUGAUGUCUCGUCGCUGGUUCACGCCUGGUACGGCGGCAACGAGACUGGCAAUGCCAUCGCAGAUGUUGUCUUUGGUGCGGUAAACCCGAGUGGCAAGCUGCCGCUUAGCUUCCCGCGCCGCAAUGAGGAUAAUCCUGCCUUUUUGAACUUCCGAAGUGAAAGAGGUAGCACCAAAUAUGGCGAAGGUGUCUUUAUUGGCUACCGCUUCUAUGAAAAGUGCAAAAAGGAAGUUGCAUUUCCAUUUGGCCAUGGGCUGAGUUACACCACGUUCAAGCUGAGCUCGAUCUCUCUCCAAAAGACCGAAGAGGAGCUGUUGGUCACUCUCGAUGUUCAGAACACUGGAAAUAUUGAUGGCGCAGAGGUUGUGCAGGUCUAUGUUUCCCAGCAGAGUCCGAGUAUCAAUCGACCACCCAAAGAGCUCAAAGGUUUUGAAAAAGUGUUCCUCCGCGCACAGCAGGCUGAGACAGUAACUAUCAAGAUCCAGACGAAAUAUGCUACCAGUUUCUGGGAUGAGCAUAGAAACGCUUGGAUUCAAGAGAGUGGUCGCUACCUUCUUCAAGUCGGGAGAUCUAGUGCUGAAAUUCCACUAUCAGCUGACUUUGAGGUCGGACAAACUACGUGGUGGAAUGGCCUGUAA